Micropterus salmoides (largemouth bass) is the source of this 10459-nucleotide messenger RNA. Its product is annotated as probable G-protein coupled receptor 21. Gene Ontology annotation, molecular function: G protein-coupled receptor activity. Gene Ontology annotation, biological process: G protein-coupled receptor signaling pathway. The record is from RefSeq and is a predicted model, not a curated record. The transcript has a single exon. Gene Ontology annotation, cellular component: membrane. NCBI's taxonomy places the organism in Eukaryota, Metazoa, Chordata, Actinopteri, Centrarchiformes, Centrarchidae. Bases 5289 to 6515 code for a protein of 408 amino acids.
CCAGCUUCUUCGGAGAGCAAAAACAACAUAACGAUCUGUCUGCCUGCCUGUCUCUGUCUGACCCACAAAAUGACCUGUCUGCCCACCUUGUGUCUGUCUUUAUAAUCAUUUGUGUUUGUGUACACGUGACUCUGACUCUACCUAGACCUGUUUGUAUUCCUGUCUACUUGUGUGUCUUCCUGCCUCUCUCUAACUGCCUGCUCAUUUGUGUUUUGUCACAAUGUCUGUAGGUUUAUUUGUACAUUGCUGUUCUAACCUCUGCUGGGCAGACAGUGAAAUAUUUUACUUUGAAGCCAGUUUCCCACAUUAAAAAAUAUGCAGUGAAUGCCAGAAGGUUCUGGCAGACAGACGACAGAAGGAAGUAACUUUCUACAGUAAUGUGUUUGUUUGUCUGUGACUAUGUUCUCACCACCCUUGCCUAAACUUGGUAUUACUGUACUAGCAUUAGGUUCAUCGUAGAGACAAACCUCAUUCAUUCUCUCAUAUAAAUGACAAUGACAAUAUUAGCUGUCCAUUUUCCAUUCCUACCAUGCAUUCCUCUGAUUAAUAAAUAAACUCAGCUGACCAGUUCUUUUUAUGUUUUUGUUAUAUAACGCUGAUAUAAAAGUUGGCACAGUGUGACUGCUUAUUUUUAUAUUUAUAUGAAAACAGAGCAUAAUUAUCAGGAUUAUGAGCCUGCAGCUGGGUGGUGGUGGAUGGUGGGUGUUAAUUAUAAUCAGAUGGAUGUCAGCCAAUGUGACAGUUGCAAGGUAAAGUAUCAUAUUCUUUAAAUAGUGAGUAGCUUAGCGUGUCAACAGAAAAUCUAUUCCAUUUUUUGAUGAUUAUACAUGUUUUUAAGCAAAAAUAAAAAAACAUGAAUUGCCACUUGAUAUUAAGCAUUCAUUGUAUUCCAUCACCACAGUAACAACAGCAAUGUCAGUAAAGAGCAGUUAGUUAACUAUUUAACCAAUAAUAUGAUUAGACAUGAGAGAAUAUCAGCAGUAUUAAGCUCUUUAUCAUUAAUUAUUGUAAUUAUCAGCUUGUUUCUUUCCCUUAAAAUCAGAUAUGCUCUACACAAGUUUAGGACCAUUGUGUUGUUGCCAGGUGCGUGUCAGCUACUGGAUGCCUGGCCUUCAGAGGUUGACAAGCGAUGAGGGGGCAUUCGUUAGGCAGAUACCAGGACUUAGUCAUGCUCAGGUUGGCAACUGGGUGACAGUACAUUAUGCUUCCUUCUACCUCUUUCUCAAACCUCCAUUUUCUUGUUGCUGUUUUUGUCCUUGCUAUAGUGUGUUUCUUUCUCUCCUCCAUCUCUUCCUCCUACAGUCUCAUCUUUGAUGAGCUCUGUGUUUCCUUUGACUCCCUUCCUCAUCCCUUCCUCAAUUUCCUCUCCUUCCUCCUCCAACCCUUUUUGUCGUACUGUCAUCUAUUUUUAGCUCCUCGUGUGGUGGGCAGAGGAGGUGCGUGAAUGCAUGGGAGUGUGUCUGGAUUGCGGUGGAGAAAGGUGCAGGCUGUGUGUGUGUGUGUGUGGCUAUGUGGGUAUGUUUGGGUCUCCAUCACGCUACACCAAAUUGCCCUGCACGAGACAAACUCUGCAGUCUUCAGAAAGUCAUUAGGAUGAAAAUGUAGAGCAUGCAGCGCUACACACUGAUGUUUCUAAUUUUAGGACAGGAUUCUGAGUAAUUAAAUGUAAUCAUCACAUCAUAUAAUCUAAAAAUAACUCUAGCACAGGUUCAGGCGCUUUGCAGAAGGGCUGAAGGGGACUUGCUGGGGCUAACCUAUUUAAGAAAUAGUAUAAAAAGUGUUCAGUUGAGUCCUAACCAGUUCUUUAGAGCUUAGCAGUAGAAAAAAACUGGCUCUUAAUGUUGCCAUGAGGAAGAUUAAAAAAUGUUUUGCGAGGUCAUGCUACCUGGGUAUAGCUGACUGUGACAAAGCAACUCUCAUGCUAAGUGGAAGCGCAGCAUCUGCUGAUGCAUGCAAAAUCAGGAGCAGGUGCAUAUCUGUUAAAGGCUCUCAGGUAGGGCUGGACAAUUAAUUGAAAAGGUCACUUUGACCUACACUGUACAUUUGCUGCCAGACUAACAACUGAUUACUCACGUGCUUUCAGCGUCACUUUCUGCCACUCGCUCUCACAUUCACUCAUCCACUUGCUCAUCCACUCACUUGCUAUGCACACAUAUUACACUUCAGUUAAAAGACCUAACUCUGCUGCUCUUACAACAGCACCUGUCUCGUAGAUGUCCUUUGAUGAAUGACGAAAGGAAGUUAGCAAAGCUCACAAAGUGGGCAGGUGAAAAUCAUUUGUUCCGCAUUGAUAUUAAAUAAUUGAGUUAAAGUUUAGUAGGAGCAGUCAUAAUUCAGCAGCGGCGAUUUGCAGAAAUAUAUGAGAACCAUGUCUCUUUAAUAUGCACGACAACAUUAACUUAUUAAUUAACAUUUAGAUUGAUGGAUUUGUGAAAUCUGUGAAUAAAUAAACCCAGCAUUACUGUAGCAUAUUUACAGUACAAACCUUGUCAGUGAAAUAUGAGGGCAAAAAUACCAACAACAAAAUAAUCGUUCAAUAAUUGUAAUUAGGUGAAAUGUAAAAUGAAUCGUGAUUUUGAUUUUAGGUGAAAGCUUGACUCUCUAGCCAAAUGGACAGAAGGACAUGUACACACAUACACAAAUACAUGGACAAAGAUAGUGUUCCAAUGCAAACAUUGUACAACAUGAAAAGUAUAAAUGCAGUCUGAAAACGUUUGGAUCUAGCUUGUACUGUGCUUACAGAUAGUACAUUGGACAAGAAUAUUUUUAUGAGAAAUGAAAUAGUUGCCACUUAGUACUGUAGAGUUAUAGAGAGACAGACAUAUGCACACACAUUUGGAAAGAAAACAACAACAAUAAAAAACACUUUUAUAUCGGAAAAUACCCUAGGGGAAUGGGGACAAUUUGUGUAAUUAUACAUUACAUAAGUUAUACAAGGUUUACACAGCACUAAAAAGUGUUUGUGAGCAUUUCUUAUUGUGCUGUUAUUUAAAUAAUGUAUUCAUGUUGGUGGAAUUGUUGUUAGUAUUAUAUAUAAUGGUAUUAUUAUUGUUAACGUUGUCCCCGUGACUUUCCUGCUGUGACUGGAAAAGUCCGGGAGGGGUUUCCGUAAUGUUUUUGAUCUUGACGUUUCCACAUGAUGUCAUGUGAUUGAUGCCGUCCUCCACAAGUUUUAGCACAAAUGCCUCAGGUAUCCAGUUAUUUGGGGUGGCGAUGGUGCAAUGGAUAAGACUAUGCCUUUGGUGUGAGCGACCCAGGUUCAUAUGAAUAUGACAGGUGCAGAGUAGUCUCAAUUCUUACACAUUGUACAUUUUAGUCGCCAAAUGUUAAUUUUAGCAUCAUUACAUUUUUAUGUUAUCUGAACUCGGCCGAACUUUCACCAUGAAUUGCGCCUAGAAGGCAGACCCAGUUGCUAAUUACAUAAUUACUUGCUGUGUUAGUGAAUCGGUUGCUAAUUACACACAGCUGUGAGCCCAAAUGAAAUUAUUUGUGCUGUGCUUUGAUGUGUUGAAAUCUUUCUCUCAGUUUCUUUAACUUUUAUGUUGCUGCAGUUUGGUAUUAGUAGAUUACAAAUGUGAAAAUAACUAACUUAGUAAAAAUCUAUAUUUUAUUCAGUGUACGGUAGAGUGCCAGUAUGAAAACAACCCAGAGAGCCAGUGAAAAUGUGGUUAAGGCUUCCUUAAUAAACACACAAGUAGAGAACAUGUAAAACAUCUGUUAAUAACUGCGCAUUUAACACCGUCCAACAAAGUUCUGCCCUGUUUCUGUGCUUUUUAUUUAUAGGAACAGAUAAUUCCACACACAUAAAAGCUGAUUAAACCAUACCGCACAUACUGUAUGUUUAGUAGUUUCAACAUACUAGGAUGCACGCAGCUAUAGGGGGACCUUUUGUCCUGUACUGUAUGUCCUUGGUUUACAAUCAGAUAAGUAAUAGGAAUGUUUCCUGUAAACUGUACCCAGGCAAGCAGUUAUUAUUUCGCUAGAAACAAAUACAAUAACUUUCUGCACUGUAGAAAAGACAAUGUCCGCAUUCUUACAGCUCAAAAUGUCCUAUCCCUUGGGAAUGAGAUGAGAGGCUACUGAGAUGGUUACAGUCGUAAGUCAGUUUUACAGGAGCUGUCUUAGAACUGAUUGUUACUAAUUUUAACAGUGUGAUUGAGUAUGUUUAACAGUAUAUUUGAAUCCUGGGGUGACUAUGAGAAACACCAGCAAAAAAAAAGAAAAUGAGGAGGGAUGUGAGGGCGGGGAAGGAGGCAGCCUCGUGCCCUUGCGAUGGAUCAUUGGUUGGAGCCAGGGAAGGGGAGGGGCCUCAGAGCCACUGUUUCUGUAGAGAGAGAGGCAGAGAGAAAGAGGGAGAGAGACAGCAAAGGAGGAUACAUGAACAAGGGGGGUUCUCCCAGCAUCGGUAUGCCUGCCUACCUCAUUUCUACUCCAACACAGUUGCUGCUCCUCUGGAUUGAAAUAUCAGCUGAGGUGUGUUUGUAUUUGUGUGUUUUUGAAUAUCAUUCACCCCGCACACUGCCUUCAUCCUCUAAGCUCACGGCAGCCUGCUGUGAUCUUACUGCGAAGGACCAGACAGAAACUGAGCAAGAGGACAUGGAAGAGUGGUGAAACGGGCCGAAGGAGAGGCAAGAAACAAGGACAAAGAAGAAGAAACUGGAAAGAGAAGCAGGAGGACAGAACAAAAAGGACAAAUAAGCGCUUAAUGUCUCCUUCCCUCAUUACACAAUGAUGUCUUUUCACUGGAAGCCGUGUUGUGACUCUGUGGACUAAAGACAGAUAAGAGAGAGCUUCAGUCUGCUUUCUGCAGCUACAGCAGAUGUUGAAGGCAUCUCUGACUUUAUAGGGAGCGGAGGUAUUUCAAGCAUAGAUUGGGCUGGAAUUCCUUUAAACAAAGUCACACAUCUUUUUAUUUUUUCCUUUUUGUGCCUUCAGCGUGGAACUUUGCUUUACUGGGAAAAAAAGAAGAAGAAAAGGAAUACACAGGUUCCUUUUCGUGCGUAAUUCUGUUUUUACCCUGGUGGUUUUGUAUCUUUUCAUAAAACCACAACUGCCUACACUGAGGACAAACCCAGGGGGGGCUUGCUCACUGUUCUGUCUUUUCUAUCCCUCCUGUAUUUGAAAUGGCAGAUGGCAACAGUCUCAUCAUGGAAUCGCAGCAUGGGGAUUUUUGUUUGGACUGAAACCAUACAGCUGCUUUCAGAACUAGCCAGCUACCUGACAAAAUAGUGGGUUCUUUGGUUCAUCGUACCCUUGAAGGGCCCCUCAGACACGUAUUCCUGCCCAAGAUGAUGAAUUCCUCCCUGGAUCCACUGAACCAAAGCUCUGCUGACCCCACAAACUUAUCUACUCCCUUCUGCCUGCUUGAGAUAGGCUAUUCCCAAAUUUUCUCCACCUGCCUCCUUGAAGUCUCUAUCAUACUUCUCCUCACUGUUCUCAUUAUUUCUGGCAACCUGGUGGUGAUUUUUGUGUUUCACUGUGCCCCCCUGCUCAGCCAGCACACCACCAGUGCUUUCAUCCAGACUAUGGCGUAUGCUGAUCUGCUGGUGGGGGUCAGCUGCCUGUUCCCCUCCCUGUCCCUCCUCCAUCACCUCCAGGGCCUCGACCCUAAACUCACCUGCCAGGUGUUCGGUUACAUGGUAUCCGUUUUGAAAUCAGUUUCAAUGGCAUCGUUGGCAUGUGUGAGCGUAGACCGCUACAUUGCCAUCACACAACCUCUGACUUACGCGUCCCUAGUGACACCUUGCCGAGUGCGCUGCUGCAUCGUUCUAAUAUGGUUGUACUCUGCUCUGGUGUUUCUCCCAUCUUUUCUCGGGUGGGGGAAGCCUGGUUACCACGGCGAUGUGGUGGAGUGGUGCGCAGUUGAGUGGAGGACUCGUCCGGCUUUCACAACUUUUAUUGUUGCAAUGCUCUACGCCCCGGCUGCUCUCACUGUCUGCUUCACCUACGCCAACAUCUUCAAAAUCUGCCGACAGCACACCAGGGAGAUCAGCGAGCGGCAUGCACGUUACAGACCCCAACAGCUGCAGGGCCCGGGAUUGACAGUGGGAUCUGUGGUCAAGGACAACAGUGCAAUAGAGCAAGGGCAGUUGCCCCACAUGUCCCAACCACAAAAAUCCCAGCCCCAGCAUCAGCAGCCCACAUCAACAUACCCAGACAAGCGAUAUGCUAUGGUACUAUUCCGCAUUACAAGUGUAUUUUAUAUCCUAUGGUUGCCCUACAUUCUCUACUUUCUGUUGGAGAGCGGAGGGAUCUACCACCAUCCUGCAGCCUCAUUCCUAACCACGUGGCUGGCCAUCAGCAACAGCUUCUGUAACUGUCUCAUCUACAGCCUCUCCAAUUCUGCCUUCAGGAAAGGUCUCAAACGCCUCUGCUCCUUCUGUUUACAGCGCAGUGGCGGUGGCUUUGGGGUUAGGAACACCAAAAAGGCUUUUGUUGGUUCUGUUGAAAAAGGAUGUGCAGGGUAUGGAUAUGGUCACGGGCAAAUUGGAAUUGGCACAACAUGUCAUGUGUAGGGCACUCGUAGAGGAAACCCUUGUCCCACAUUGGCGUUGGAACUUUUUAAAAGAUGCCUCAUAUGAUUGCUGUAAGAGGUCUCCUCUUUUAAGCUAAAAUGUGCUGUAAAGAGAUGGAAGGAGGCGUUGAUCUGCCGCAGCCGCUGCUUCUGUUGCAUUUGGAGGUUACACAAGCGCCCUCUCUGCACACGCCACAGCCGGCAAAGAGAGAGAAAGGCCUAAAUAACCCUGCAAGGUGUUCUAAAACAGUCAAAGAAACCCAGCUCAUUGUGUGUGGACUGGGGUGAUAAAUGGAAGGGGUUGAAAAAGGAGAAGAAAAAGGCGUCUGAUAAUCUCUGGACGUGAACUCUUUUGAGGUUGAACAUUUUUAUCUAUUAGUUUUCUUUUAUAAGAAGCCAUUCCUUAAGUUAUUUUGCCAAAACAAUAAAACUUUGUUCUGAAAAACUGUAUGCGCAGUAUGUGAAACAAUGUGACCUCUGUUGCCCGAUUAUUAUCACAGUAUGAGUUAAAUGCACAGCUGACUGCUGUGUUUUAGUAAUGUCGUGCUGUGGUAAACUGCCAAUAGCAAGCUCUUCUGAAUAUGUUUUUACGCGCUCUACCCCCCCCUCGGUAUUUGAAUACUGAAAGUGAUGCAACAGUGUGUUUGUGUGUCGUGUAUUUGUUGUGUCUCUUGAUAUUGACUGAUUGUCAGUCAGAAAGAAAUUAUGUAGGUGCAGUACACAUGUCAUUUUAUAGUUUGUUUGCAUUGACUGAACAAAUUAUGGCUUGUCAGCGUCCAGAUCUAUUCAUAAACUUUAAAAUUUUUAAUUAUUUAUUGAUGUUGUACAAGACAAAAUGUUAUGUAUUUAACUAAGUCGUGGGUUCACACAUUGAUAUAUGGUAUGAGAUGUUACCCAGCUUUGGUGUACGACUGUUAACCUGACAAAAAGCAAACGUAAUUGUGAUUUUUUUGUUUGUUUUUUUACAACAACAUUACAUUGUACGUUUUGUUGUUUUGAUUAUACAACUAAACCAUUUUCAUAACUGUGUCCAAUAUAAAGCAAGACCAAGAAAGGAUGUAUUUUUACACAUUAUUGGGCGGAUUUAUUUUAAGGCUUUUGGUCGUAACGGUAAAAAUGUUAAGCAGUUAGAUGAAUGACCCUUUAACUGUGAUCCUUACCCCUUGUCUUUGGAAUUUGCUGAGAGGAAUAGUCUUAAUGAGAAGUCAUGAAUGCGUGAUAGUGGAAAAUACACAUUUACACAUUCUUGCAAAUGAUAACCUUGUUACAAACCUAGCUGUAUGCUGUAUUCUGGCAGUAUUAUUGUGACUGCAUUUCGGGAGUAGGACUUGUGCACGCACACAAACACGAACACACACAAACGAACACACACAAACACACACACACAUCGACACAGGAGGAUCACAUGUAAACAGAACAGACAAAUAGCCCAUUCACUCUCCCAGCAGGCCAACCUCCAUUAAGAGGGACUGACCCCUGAACUCCCUGGGAAUUGCAGUUACAUAUGUGUGUGUAUAUAUGCGUCUGUGUGCAUGCAUGUGUUGUAGUCUGUUUCUGUCAUCUUGUCCCCAUGUGUAGUUGCGUGGGUUCUUUUCACUCUUAACUUGAUAUUUAAUACAAACUAAACAAGACCAAUAAUAAGCGGAAUUGAAUCGAAGUGUAAAUACUGCGUCAUAAACUCAGAAGUUGUGAAAAAUCAUCUAUUUUGAACCAUGGAGAAUUGUGUUAAUUCAUUUAGGUGCAGAUAAUCUAGCUUUAUAUCCUUUUAUCUAAUCUACCAAAGAGAACAGCAAAUAUAUUUUUUUCUAAAUAUUUAGUAAGAAGCGAGGGGGUUUUGCACAAAGUUUGUUUAGGUCCACUGCACUGUGUCGGCUCAGUGAUGCCUUAUGUGCAUUAAUGACUGGUUCUCAGUUUAUAGUGAUAUACUGUUGCCUUGAUAUACAAAUGAAAAUGAACUGUUGGGAAAGUAUUUUCCUCUUACGUUUAGGGAGGGCUCAAUUUAUAGACACACGACUGUUUUUAGAGGGAAAAGCACUUACUGGAAAUUGAAUGCAUGUGCAGAGAUGAAAAUGCACAUUAGCCAGCCUUGAUUCCACAUUCAUUACAAAAAUAACCUGAACCCCAUUUGUUGCAUAACGUAAUUAAAAGAUUUGACUAUUAAAUCAGCCACUCGUCAAAAAUGAAUGAUUUCCAAUUAUUGUUCCUGUCUUCUGUAAAGCUGAAAAUAGUGGAAAUAGGAGCGAAAACAUGGCUCAAAACUGUUUUUUUGUUGUUGUUGCAUGUAUUUGUUUGCGUGUGUGUAGGUGUGGAUGAGUGUGUGUGCAGGCAUGUUAGGAUGUGACCAUUGGCUGAAUUAGACUGUUGACGGUGUUCUAGCAAGGGUGCUAACAGAGCUAUCACCUUUGAUUGAUUUAUUAGCUGCACAUCACUCUCCUUGAGUAUACUGUAUUUUGUGAGUGUAUGUGAGUGGGUUGUACAAUAAUGGUAGACGGAUUCACAUGUUGUCUUUAAGUAUUUUAGCUGUCCUCUGUGAAACUUUGCCAAAUAUUGUAAUCUUUCCUGUUUUGUUCAGAAAUGGCGUAUUGAAUGUUGUCAAACUACAGAAAUUUAUUUUUGUGAAAUUACUUACUCUCUGUUUUUUCUCUCGUGAGGUGAUAAAAUGUUGCGGAUUCUAAGUAGGUUUAGUAGCAUGCUUACCUAUUGAAAUGAUUGAAACAGUGUCUUUAUGAAAAUGGAUUUUAAUUUAUUUUGCCAGCUCACCAGAAAAGUAUAUUAUUUCCCACAACAGUUAAUGGUACAGUUCCUCAGAAAUGUGUAAGAUUUAGGACUUUUAAGUGUCAUGGGAAAUAUGCCUAAACAUGCUCACAUUAGCGUUCACACACAUUCCCCUUUUUCCUGUGGGAAAACAAUUCUCAUGUUCUCAAGGGGAACGACACUCUGGUGGUGGCUGUAUGGAGGUACAGUGCCAUGUUGGAUAGGAUUAGAGAAAACAAGACUGAAUAUGGUCACUAGGGUUUGAUUUAGGAAACCAUUUGUAGAUUAAAUGCAGCCUUGUCAGUCACAUACUGUUUAUGUGGUUCAGUGUAAAUAAAAGUGUAUAAAUUGAACACAUGAAGUUUUUAAUUAUAAUUGGGGCAUUAUUUAAAAUAACCUAUAAAGUCCAAUUUGAUGCACAGAUUUGUAUCUUGAAUAUAUUAUUGUGUCAGUUCAGGAAAAAAAAAGUAGUAUAGUAGUAGUAUUUUACACCAAAAGAAUACUGGUUGACUAUUUUAUCUCAGAGUAGAGAUUGUACAGUACCCUGAACAAGCAGUCCACCCUCACUGUUAUAUUGCACUUUAACACACACACACACACACACACACACACACACACACACACACACACACACAAACCCCACACACAGUGGUAUUUUAUUAUCUGUCUUUUAGUCUGUUUUAGCUUUUGUUCUUUGUGUUUUCGUAAGGCUUGAAAUAGGCCAUACCAGACCCCCACUUAAUGGCUGACUCAUGACCCAGCUCUUCUUCUUAUUUACACAUUAAAAUGAGACUGACCACUGUAACAACUUGGUUAGGAAAUGUCCCAAAAGAUGCUCUGCAUCUGUUUUUGUCCACAAUGAAUGCUGAAAAUUGCUCACAGUGAACGAUGGUGCAUUUGUGAAUUGGAUAUUGAAAAAUGUAUGCCGUUACCAAAUUACAUCAUGUCAUAUUUCAUACGUCAGGGGUGUUGAAUUUGGUUUUUGUAAGAUGUCUGUUUUUAUAGAUGGAGAAUGUUGCAAUAAUGGAAAUGGUCAAACAUGUUUAAUUUUGCUGUCAUGAAAGUCAGUCUCUGAGACUAAUAAGAUCUUUUUUUAUUACAUAAUGCUUUGUAGGUGACAAGCCUAUAUGGUAUUGUAAGAUGUACAUGUUGUGUAUCUGUACUGAGCAAAUAAAUGUAAUGUGAUCUCAA